ACGCAUUUUUAUCAAACAUGUUCCUUUAUUAUUUUUUAUAACAAAUAUGUCUCUAUAAUAUGUAAAAAUGAUCAAACAUGUUCUUCUGUUAAAAUUUGUAUAAAAAAAAUCAUCAACCAUGGCCAAACCUUGAUUUGGGCGACACCUAUAUCGAAAAAUAUUCCUAAUAAUUUCACUUUAAAAUUGUUUUGUUUCUUUUGUAUAGUCACAUACCUCUAAUAAUUUCACUACAACGAGACUUGGAGAAAUAAAUGAGGAAAAACAGAUAUUACACCCCCAAUUUUUUCGGUGUCGGGUUGUGUGAAUCUCGGUUCAACCGUGAUUGACCAUUUUUAAUGGAAAUUUUAGCAUAAGGGCAUGUUUGAUAAUUUUACAAAAGUAUAGGGGCAUGUUUGAUGUAAAAAAUAGGCAAAAUAAUAUAGCCAUUUCUAUUCGAAAAAAACAAAUAACCAAUUCCGUCCAUUUUGGUAACGGUGUUAGCAGACGUUAUGACUGUACUAACGGCUUGCACUGAGUUGGCAACAGACGUUACCCCACUUUCCGACGUGGAAAUCAGACUUAAAAAAAAUGAAAGUGAUCAGCUGUCCACCACCAGUCGCGACUCUUCCAUUCCAACCUUAUCCCUUCAUUUUUCUUUCCCCCUUCACCUCUCUUCCUCCGACCACGACACAAGACUGACGACGACUGAAAGAUUGAUCCCAACAUUGUAACCCCAAUGCCUAAUUCUCCUCUCCCUCAUUCCUCUUGAAUGAUUAAUUCGAUUGAUUGAUGCAAAAUCUCAAUCGUGUUCUCUGUUCCCCGCAUCCCCCAAAUCCGAAUCCGGUGGAAGAAGGAAACCCAUCUGGCGGAUUGAAAAGAAAUUCCCAAAUCCAUACAAGCUGAGGCGAAUCGGGAGCAAUCAUUUGGGAAUGACGAUGAAAGGGAACCAGAAAGAUCCGGAGAAGAUCAUCUGGGAUCAGAUGCGGAACCCAAACUCCGUCGCUGCUCCCGGUUCCCCAGCUCGGAUCCUCCCCAAGCUCAUUGUAUGGCUUCUCCUCUUCGUCACCGUCACCUACGUUUUCUACACCCUCAAGCUCCUCUCCACUUCCCAAGCCUGCGACGAAGACCCCUUCUCCCACCACCACCGCCUCUCCCACGUUUCCCUCAGCGACAACCACUCCUCCUCUUACGAUACGGGCACGGGAAUCGCUCUCCCGCGGCGGGAGAUCGAGGAGAUGCCGGAGAAGCAGGGGACGGGUCUUCAGCACGUGGUGUUCGGCAUCGCGGCGUCGGCGAGGCUCUGGGAAAAGAGGAAGGAGUACAUCAAGAUUUGGUACAAGGCCGACAGAAUGAAUGAAGUCGGUGGCGGUCUCCAGCGGCGGGGUCGCGGUCUCCAGCGGCGACGUCGUCUCCAGCAAGUGCAAACCCUAAUUAGAAACUGGAGUUUAGAAUUUCGGGGACAGGGAAGAAGGAGAAAGGGAAGUAAACAUAUAUAAUUUUUUUUAUUAUUAUUUACGUGGCAUUCCACGUGUACGUUUUGCUGAUGUGUCAAUGAUGUGUAGGUCGGUUUUCGUCCUCGUCAGCGUUCCGUCAAACGAUUUAACGGAGUCGCAGACGGUGUUAAAGUUUCUAACGGAUUUGGCUAGAUUUGUCACACUACCCUCAGUUUUUUGGGCUAUUUGUGGUUUUCGAAUAGAAAUGGCUAUAUUUGUCAAAAGUGUGAAAGUUAUGGCUAUACAGGUGUAUUUUGCCUAAAAAAUAGUAUAGGGACAUGUUUGAUAAAAUUGCAUAGUAGAGGGGCAUAUUAUACCUAUAAGGCUAUAACCCAUAACAAAUCUAACAAUUUACGUUACAAAUUUUAACGGUGUUAGAGACACCGUCAGUUAUUGUAACGGUACGCUAAUUAGGAUCUAAAUCAACACACAUCAGCGACAAAUGGGCCUAAAAUGACACAUUAUUUGCCUUUUCUUCUUGGUUCUACGGGGAUUUGGGGUUUUCUUAUUAAUCUUCACCACUGAUUUCUCCCAUCGCUUUAUGUGUCUGGAAUUGGGAUUCUGGAAUCGAAAAUAAUCCUUCCUCAAAAACUCAAAUAUGGUUCCCCCAACAAAUCCAAUCCCACUACCACUUCCACCUUCGAGAAAUUCCCCAAUUAUAGCAAUGAACUCGUCUAUCGGAUUCCUCACUACUCCAACGCAAAUCGAGGGUUAGAGUUCUUCCAUCACUUGAUGAUCGCACUAUAGUGCAAUGCAAGUAAUAAAAUCCUAGAUAAAUAAGGGUGGUAUUCUAUGAGUUAUUUUGAUUGUAACUACUCAAAGCUAACUAGUUGUGUCGAAUCAAAAUGCAAACAAAGUAAACAUGAUGGUUUGAGGUGUCCUUGGUCGAGUUCUACUAUAUUAAUGCAACUAAAUGAAAAACCAAGCAAGUAAAUGAAUGUUUAGGUAGUGUUUUCUAGAUAAUCAUGCAUUUAUUCUUCUCACUAAGAUGCAUAUAUACAUCAUCUAUGAUUGUGUCCUAUCUCUUCCACUAAGGUCAUCCUACUCGAGGUUUCACAAUAUGCAAUAGGAACUUGACUAGCUAAUGCAUGCUUUCGCUUCUUGCAAUCACCUAAUCAAUGAAAGAACAGAGAAGUUAUGAUAGCAUAUAUAUAGUUAAGUGUGGACCUUGUUAUACCCUCGGUAUUUGGCUUCACGUUCAAUCAUAAUAAACGAAUGAUUGGAUUGACAGUUGAGUACGAAAACUUGAAUCAAACAAAACCAGGCAAAUCAAAAUGCGGGCCAUUUUCUAGUAAGUUAUGACACCGGACGACGAUACAAAAACGGUGGUGAUAGGUUAAGGAGUGUCUAGUUUUGAGGUUAAGGGUGAAGAGUAAUGUCAACUCCCACAAGUUCUUUUAAAAGGAUAAAGUUAGAGGAAGCGAGUAAGACCAAAUCCCGCAAAGUAAAAGGCAAAUGUUUAAGAUUUCUUUGAUUAUAAUGUUUGAGUUUUGAGGGUGUCGAGUUAUAACAACUCCCACGUGUUUAAGUGUAAUGUUAAAGGGUGGAAGUAUAAACAACUUCUCAUUUCAUCAGGUAUAAAAAGGUUUAGAGGGCGAGUAGCUCGAGAGGAGAUAGUGCGACACUAACAGCAGCAACAUCCGUGAAGAUGUCCCAGAAAGGAUCACGUAAGGGAGUUGUAGUUGGAAAUGUUUAGUUGUUUUCGUUUCAUGAUUCUGAGUAUAAACUGGAGAUGCAGAGUUUGUGUUUUAAGAUUUAUGGAUUAAAGUUGCCCAACUGCUUAGGGCUUUAUAUUUGAGUUAUAAGAAAUGGUUCAGUUUUCUUUUGUUUACCUUGUUUUUAUUUUUAAGAAAAUUUUACUCGGUUCCGAAGCAUUUGCUUUGUAUUUUUGGUUAAAAGGAUAAAGAUGUUACAGACCUCUUAGGCAUAACUCGUAGUCUAUAGCAUCGAUGAUCUAACAAUCAAGCAUUGAUACUAGUUGAUGCAUGGAUGUGUAGCUAAUCCUCUCAUACACGUCUAGCAUCGAUGGGGUAUCCCUAGAGGGUAGUGUUCUUAGCAGCGUAGAUGAUACUAAGCAUAGUGCAUAGAGUAACAUAUCGUAGAUUCGUGCACAUAGAACAAACGAAACAUCAUAUGAUAUAAAACAUCAAUAAUUAUAAACAAUAGAUGAUUCAAGCAUGCAUUCAAUAAAGCAUGUAAGGUAACAACUAUUGAAGAUCAUAAGCAUAAAAAAAAAUAGAAUCUUCAUUGAUUCAUCAAAAGAUACAUAAACAUUAUCGAAUUCACAUCUUUAAACAAAUCAAACUGGAAAAGUAUAGGAGAAUAGGAAGACAUCACUGAAGAUGAAGAACAUUGAUGGUCAAUCAUCAUCGUCAAACUCCAACAUGGUUUUUCCUCUUCUCUAGGAUUCCUAACUCGUGCCCCUAAGGCAGAGUGCUGGUAAAAGGUGUAGUAUGAAGUCUACCCUAGGCCUCUAUUUAUACUAGUUACAGAAGGGGGUUUUCUUAGAUUUUUCCUCUACAAAAUGGCUAAAACCUUCCAUGUACGACUUGAAAUUGUAUCCCAUCGACUUGUGGACGAAGUAACCUUGAAGAGGAAGUUUCUUGAGCUUGGGCUUGAGUGGAGGUCGGACCCGUUACUGGGUCGCCACAUGUUUUCUUCGUGCAAUGGAUUGUUUGGCACACAAGCAAUCUCUCCUCCAAAUUUGGGUGUGAUAUGACUUAUAGAACUCUUUUGGACAUCGAUCAAAAUUGAGUCUGCUUCACUACCAGAUCUGCUUGUUUUGGCCAUAAAGUGAGCAUCCAAUGUCCAAAUCCAUAUAUGUUUGAGCCCAUGAGCUUGUAAUAUCAUCCUCCUUCUGAUUCAUUGGAUCCCUUGGUGAUCCAUAUUUGUGAGUGCAUUAUAUUCUUAAAAAUCAUAAAAGAGCACCAAAAGACAUAAAAUAAUAGAAAACACACUCAAGGUCUAUCACAAAAAUUUAAUUUGAUGGGUAUGGGGCGGAUAUGAUUUUAGACUCCCUGCCCCAUACCCAUACCCGCCCUCCUCAAAAGUAUUUCUUCACAUGUGAAAAAAUAUGUGAAUCAAUUUGUGAUCUAUCAAUAAUAGUGAAUAUAACUCAAUAAAAUAUAAAGUAAAAA
Linum trigynum is the source of this 4609-nucleotide messenger RNA. The record is from the annotation of a GenBank genome assembly. Lineage: Eukaryota; Viridiplantae; Streptophyta; Magnoliopsida; Malpighiales; Linaceae.